AUGGGACAAUCGAAUGAGCCCAAUGUACCUUUCAACCGCAAAGUGUCGCAUGAUGCCGAGCGCAAUGGUCUGAUCCACGAUGGCGAUCAUGGCGCUGAUGCUGAUUCGAGGGAGCUGUCACCAGCCACGAAGGACGCCCAGCUUCGUGUCGCACAGUCUGCGUCGGCGAUUGCGGAGAAAGAGCUCGACGAGUUCCUACAACGGUGGAAGAACAUCAAGUUGGAGAGACACUUCUGGGGCAGGAUCAAAAACAUGUGGGACACCGGAACCGCCACAACACCCUCAUCGUCAACGACAACAACGACUACAACAACAGUGUCGACCACCAAUACACCACCGCCUACAAACAUGGAACACGCGAUGUUCACCCCGACGAGGCUAUAUCCUGCCUGCGAGGACAUCGUCCCCAUGACCGACAUCAGCACGACAUUGUUGACCCGUAGUCCUUUUCGUCGGACUAUGGUCUUUGUCAACUUUCGGUAA
Messenger RNA from Linnemannia hyalina, 483 nucleotides. The record is from the annotation of a GenBank genome assembly. Lineage: Eukaryota; Fungi; Mortierellomycota; Mortierellomycetes; Mortierellales; Mortierellaceae.